Boleophthalmus pectinirostris (great blue-spotted mudskipper) is the source of this 4429-nucleotide messenger RNA. It is a transcript of the gene col11a2, whose product is annotated as collagen, type XI, alpha 2. The record is from RefSeq and is a predicted model, not a curated record. Lineage: Eukaryota; Metazoa; Chordata; Actinopteri; Gobiiformes; Gobiidae.
CUACUGCAACACUAUGGAUUUUAGAAAUUGUCCCUUCCGAAAGAAACGGAGACCAUGGUUUUUGGACUUCUCAUCUUUUGCCUUGGUAACCGUGGCCCUCUCUAUGCUCCAAACGUCUGUGGCUCGUGCAGACCCAGUGGAUGUGCUGCGGGCUCUGCAGGUUCCCUCUCUCCCUGAAGGCGUAAAGAAAGUCCCUGGCUUCUGCACCUCCCGUCGCUCCGGCAACCCUGACCAUGCCUACCGUAUCUCCAAGCGAGCUCAGAUCUCUGCCCCCACCAAACAACUCUUUUCAGGUCGUUUCCCUGAGAACUUCUCGAUCAUGGCUCUGGUUAAAGCUCAUGCAGGUCUGCAGGCCUUCCUCCUCUCUAUCUACAGCGAGCAGGGCAUCCAGCAGCUGGGCAUAGAGAUGGGACGUUCCCCUGUGUUUCUGUACGAGGACCAGAAUGGAAAACCCGCCCCUGAAGACUACCCCCUGUUCAGAGGCGUCAACCUGGCUGAUGGCAAAUGGCACCGUGUUGCUUUCUCAGUGUCUAAGAAAAACGUGACUCUUCUUCUGGACUGUAAAAAGAAAAUGACUCGUCCUUUGGCUCGUGGGAAUAACGCUGAGGUUGACACCAACGGCAUCACUGUGUUUGGAGCCCGUCUUCUGGAUGAGGAGGUUUUCCAGGGUGACAUCCAGCAGUUGUUGAUCGCCUCAAACCCUCAGGCUGCCUAUGAUUUCUGUGAACAUUACAGCCCAGACUGUGACUCCCCACUGCCCAAGACCCAGGCCCAGGACCCCAACACCUAUAAGAAACCAUCUAACGGGAAACCAGCCCCUACUAAGACAAGUGUGGUUAAACCCAAACCGACCCCAGCCAAGGCAGUUAAAACUGGACCAUCCAAACUUGUAGUGAAGCCGCCGAUGCCCACCAAAGCUCCAAAGGCCUCCACCACUAAACCCAAAGUGAAGCCCACUGCGGUUGAGAUCCUUCUGUCUAAGAUCAAGCCCACAGCAGCAGCAACAACCUCCAAACCAUCUGCAAAGAAUGGAAAUGGUAAAGCUACUGCCGAGAAGAAGGCUAAUGGUGCUGUUAAGGCUAAUGGAAAUGGGAAAGCUAAUGCUAAUGCUAAAGCCAAGCCAACCACUCCACCUAAAGUCAAUGGAAAUGGUAAAGCAGUAGCAGAGAAGAAAGUUAACAGCAAUGGUAAAGCUAGUGUUGAGAAGAAAGCUAGUACAAAAGCUGUGGCUAAAACUAAUGGCAAGGCGGUAACAGACAAGAAAGUCAAUGGCAAAGCUGCUGCUGACAAAGCAAAAACUAAUGGGAAAGCUGAUAAUAAAGUCAAUGCUAAAGUUACUGUGGUAGAAAAGAAAGUUGCAAAAACAGAAACCACUAUAAAAACUAAGACAGAGAAAAAAAUUGAAGCUACGAAGGCACCAAAACCAGCGAAAGCACCUAAACCUGAACCUACGAAAGCCGCAAAGGCCUCAACAGCCAAAACUGUGAAAGUGGAAGUCACCAAAGUGAAGACGACCAAAGCUCCUCCAGCUAAACCCACAACAAGCCAAGUCAAUGUGGUAGAAAAGAUUACUGUCAAGAAAGUGGUGGCUACAUCUACCCCUGUCCGACCGACGCCCCCCAGACCCACGAAGCCCAAGGUGGUGGAGAAUAAUGUGAAGUCACACAACAAGCCCUUCCCUCCAUUUGGCACGUCUAUUCUGGGAGCAACAGCCACCCCGGCAAAGAAAAUCACCAACGGCUAUCAGCAGGAUGUAGAUACAGAGUAUUCGGAGGCUGGCCACACCCCUACAGACCCUGAUUAUUUCUAUGAGGAGACGAUUCCAGAGGGUGAGGUGAUUGCAGAAGAAGAAACCAAGGUUCAGCCCGAGGCGGACCCAUCCUUGUUCGAGGCGGAGGUAGAUGCCACCAAAGGCGUGGGUGAGGAGGCCUUCACUGAGGAGUAUGUGACUGGGGAUGUGGGCCUGAAGGAGUACGACUAUUCCUACAGGGACUACAACGAGCCGCUAGUGGAGACUGGAGAGAUCGAUGCCAACAUGGGCCCAUCUCUGUCCGCAGUGACAGACGAAGAUGGCGCUGCUGCCAGGGGUCAGAAAGGUGAAAAAGGAGAGCCAGCUGUCCUGGAGCCUGGUAUGCUGAUCGAAGGACCACCUGGACCUGAGGGGCCAGCUGGCCCAACUGGACCUCCCGGCUCGUCUGGACCUCCUGGCUCUGUUGGUGACCCUGGUGAGAGGGGCACUCCUGGGAAACCUGGUCUUCCUGGAGCUGAUGGUGUCCCUGGACCUCCUGGCUCCUCCGUCAUGCUGCCAUUCCGCUUUGGUCAGAGCGGUGGAGAUAAAGGACCUGUGGUUUCAGCUCAGGAGGCACAGGCAGCCGCCAUCUUGUCCCAGGCUCGGAUGGCUCUGAAAGGACCCCCAGGACCAAUGGGUUAUACAGGACGUCCUGGACCAUUGGGAGGUCCAGGAAGUCCUGGUCUGAAGGGAGAAAGUGGUGACCCUGGUCCCCAGGGCCCCAGGGGACAACAGGGCAUGAUGGGACCUCCAGGAAAAUCAGGAAGAAGAGGUAGAGCUGGAGCUGAUGGUGCCCGAGGAAUGCCAGGCGAGCCUGGAGCCAAGGGUGACCGAGGCUUUGAUGGUCUUCCUGGUUUGCCUGGGGACAAAGGUCACAGGGGUGAUACUGGCCCAAUGGGACCUCCAGGCUCUCAAGGAGAAGAUGGAGAGAGGGGCGAUGAUGGAGAGGUUGGACCCAGGGGUCUCCCAGGUGAACCCGGACCUCGUGGUUUGCUUGGCCCCAAAGGUCCCCCUGGUAUCCCUGGACCUCCUGGUGUUCGAGGAAAUGACGGAAACCCAGGUCCCAAAGGAAACUUGGGUCCACAAGGAGAGCCUGGCCCUCCAGGACAACAGGGAACUCCAGGAACUCAAGGAAUGCCUGGACCUCAGGGAGCUGUUGGACCUCCAGGAGAAAAAGGUCCCACAGGAAAGCCAGGUUUACCUGGAAUGCCUGGAGCUGAUGGUCCUCCUGGCCAUCCAGGAAAAGAGGGACCUGCUGGAACAAAAGGAAACCAGGGUCCUAACGGUCCUCAAGGAGCUAUUGGUUAUCCUGGCCCUCGUGGCAUCAAGGGAGCCCAAGGAAUCCGUGGGUUGAAGGGCCACAAAGGAGAAAAGGGAGAGGAUGGCUUCCCUGGAAUUAAGGGUGACUUUGGAGCAAAGGGAGAAAGGGGUGAGGUUGGUGUACCAGGACCCAGAGGAGAGGAUGGUCCAGAGGGGCCAAAGGGUCGCGUUGGGCCCCCAGGUGAACUUGGACCCAUUGGACUUGUUGGAGAGAAAGGAAAGCUUGGUGUUCCUGGACUUCCUGGAUAUCCCGGAAGAUUAGGACCAAAGGGAUCGCUCGGAUUCCCAGGUUUCCCAGGUUCAAAUGGCGAGAAGGGAACAAGGGGUCUGAGUGGAAAAGCAGGGCCAAGAGGACAAAGGGGACCCACUGGUCCCAGAGGUCAGAGAGGGCCCAGGGGAGCAACUGGAAAGCCAGGAGCAAAGGGCACCUCAGGAAGUGAUGGCCCUCCUGGUCCUCCUGGAGAGAGAGGAUUGCCUGGGCCUCAAGGAGCCAACGGUUUCCCUGGACCAAAAGGACCUCCUGGACCACCUGGGAAAGACGGUCUGCCCGGACAUCCUGGACAGAGAGGAGAAGUUGGUUUCCAAGGGAAGAUGGGCCCACCUGGGCCUCCUGGAGUGGUCGGACCACAGGGUCCAUCUGGGACCGGUCCCAUGGGUGAGCGUGGCCACCCCGGACCCCCAGGCCCCCCUGGAGAGCAAGGUCUUUCUGGUCCCUCUGGAAAAGAAGGCACCAAGGGAGAUCCAGGUCCCCCGGGCGGUCCUGGCAAAGACGGACCCCCAGGACUGAGAGGUUUCCCUGGAGAGAGAGGACUUCCCGGUACCCCUGGAGGUGGAGGACUGAAGGGCAGUGAAGGACCUGCUGGACCUCCUGGACCUGCUGGUUCUCCUGGUGAGAGGGGCGUGGCUGGCACAGCUGGACCUGUUGGACCUCCAGGACGACCAGGACCUCAGGGACCUCCUGGAUCCGCUGGAGAGAAGGGCGUUCCUGGAGAGAAAGGCCCUAUCGGCCCAGCUGGUCGGGAUGGGGUUCAGGGUCCUGUAGGUUUGCCUGGCCCAGCUGGAUCUCCUGGAAUUCCUGGAGAGGAUGGGGACAAGGGUGAAGUUGGGGAGCCUGGACAGAAGGGUGCCAAAGGAGCAAAGGGAGAGCAUGGGCCUCCCGGUCCACCUGGUCCAAUGGGCCCUGUUGGUCAGCCUGGUCCUGCUGGAGCAGAUGGAGAGACUGGUCCACGGGGUCAGCAGGGACAUUUUGGAGCUAAAGGUGACGAAGGAUCCAGAGGUUUCCCAGGGGCUCCCGGACCCAUCGGCUUGCAGUUACUGUAA